Molecule: messenger RNA, 2479 nt
Organism: Mauremys reevesii (Reeves's turtle)
Lineage: Eukaryota; Metazoa; Chordata; Testudines; Geoemydidae
Product: opsin-5-like
Exons: 4
Coding region: 264-1307 (347 amino acids)
Biological process (GO): G protein-coupled receptor signaling pathway
Cellular component (GO): membrane
Molecular function (GO): G protein-coupled receptor activity
Source: RefSeq, a predicted model, not a curated record
GUAACCCUGGCUGUGCCGAGCUCUGACACUCCCCACGGAGGAGUGCUUUCCCCAGCAACACUCUCCUCAUCUCCUGCCAGGGAGCACAAGGGAAAUGGAGAGAUGAGACUGCACAGGGGGGACCCUUAAAUUGACUGCACCCCACCUCUCUGCCUGCACCUGCGGACAAACUCCACACAAACCAUGAGGAAGAGCCUCUUCACGGUCCCGCCUAGCAUUGCUGUGCCUUUGAUUUAAAUCUUUACCCACUUCCACAAGGGGCCAUGGAGCAGCAAUAUCUCUCCAAACUCCACCCCACAGUGGAUUACGGAGCAGGAGUGUUUCUUCUGAUCAUAGGCAUCCUAACGAUUCUGGGGAAUUCAGCAGUCCUUGCUACCGCAGUGAAGCGCUCUUCCCAUCUCAAGUCACCCGAGCUGCUUAUAAUAAAUUUAGCCGUAACGGAUCUUGGAAUGGCCAUCAGCAUGUACCCGCUGGCCAUCGCCUCAGCAUGGAACCAUGCCUGGCUCGGAGGAGAUGCAUCCUGUAUAUAUUAUGCCCUGAUGGGUUUCCUCUUCGGUGUCUCCAGCAUGAUGACCUUGUGUAUGAUGGCUGUGAUCCGGUUCCUUGUAACCAACUCAUCCACAUCUAACAGCAAUACAAUCAACAAGAAAGCCGUUCGCAUUUUGAUUGCGUUCAUCUGGCUGUGCUCGCUGCUCUGGGCCAUUCUGCCUUUGCUGGGUUGGGGUUAUUAUGGCCCCGAACCAUUCGGCAUCUCCUGCACGAUAGCGUGGAGCGAAUUCCACAACUCCGCCAACGGCUUCUCUUUCAUCCUGAGCAUGUUCAUUCUGUGCACGCUCCUGCCUGCGCUGACCAUCCUCACCUGUUACUUGGGCAUAGCGUGGAAGGUUCACAAAGCAUAUCAGGAGAUACAGAACUUUGACAGGAUCCCUAACGCAGCUAAGCUGGAAAGGAGGCUGACACUGAUGGCUGCGCUUGUCAGCGUCGGAUUCCUCAGUGCCUGGACACCCUACGCAGCCGUCAGCUUCUGGUCAAUCUUUAACUCCAGCAAUUCUCUACAUCCUGUCAUUACGCUACUGCCGUGUCUGUUUGCCAAGUCUUCAACAGCUUAUAACCCUUUCAUCUACUACGUCUUCAGCAAAACUUUCCGGCGUGAAAUUAAGCAAAUGAAGUGUUGCUGUGGCUGGCGACUUCCCUUUAACACAGAGAACUCAAUCGAAAACCACAUGUCGAUGAUGUGGAUGGGUAGAGAAAACAUACGUGCUUGUCCAACUGCAAAGGCGAACAACGGGGAGGCCUCAACCCAAUGAGCAGCAGAGCUGGCUUUACAAACACAGCAGAAAAGCUUACUUCAUCCUGUAUUAUAGGGAAUCAGUCCAGGAGGGCCGUCAUGAUGUAUGUUAUGAUAAAUUGCUGUCGUAAAUUGAGUGAAAUGUUGUAAAGAACCAUGAUUUUUUUUUUAAAAGUUAAGCAGCAAGGAAAGAUGUUUUGAAGGACUUUCACUUUAUGAAAAUUAAAAUAUCGGUGGAUUCCCCUCUGCCCUAAACCAAACGAAACCAGCUUUAGCUUAACUACUGUGGAGGAAUAAGUACGAUGCUUGAAAGAGGAUUUACUGGGUUUUAUUUUUUUCCCUAUGCUUCUGACUUUAUGCUGGAGUCUCAUGACUAUGCCUCAAGAGAAAACAACUGAUAAUACUGGAAGUUGAACCUCCCACCUCAAAUUAGAUGCCUUUAAACAAAGAAGGAGAAUAUGCCACUUCCCCAGCAAUAAGAAAGGACAAACAUAGCAGAAUCAAGAACACUCACCAGCUGGAAGAGACAGAGCUACGGGAUGCAGCAACCACUUGCAAAAUGGCCAUUUUAGGGCUACAGUUGUUUGCCUCUCCCAAAUUUAAAGGGCCAGCCACCAGAAAGGCAUGUCAGGGCAAGGAUCUAUAAGAGGGCGGGUCUAUGCUGAGGCAGCUCAGAAGGACUGAGGCAGUCUUAGAGAAAGGGUCUGCUGCUGCAGAACACAAAAAGAUGUGAGCAGUGAAAUAAUCUUUUAGAAUAAGGAAGCUUCCUCUGCCUUUCCCCAGCCCUGCUCCAGUCAGGUACGCUGUGUCUAGCUCCCUGCAGCCAUGCCUAUCUCCCUCUACAAACAGAGAGAGACUGUGUCUGCUCCUGGCUUCUCUGCCUUUAUAGGGCCAGCUGAGUCUGUUUGGAGAGUGGCUCCAGCUGCAGUCCCUUCCCCCAAUCAGCCCAGCCUAAAAGCUGCUUUCUCCAGCCACAGCCCCCUCCCAGGGCUGUUUUUAACCCUUCAGGGCAGGAGUGGGGUAAACACCCUGCUACAAACUCUUUGUUGGAAAAUGCUGAUCUGUCAAAACUGAGCCCAUUCGUGGGAAAGGGUCAGUUUUGACAAAUUUCCUGGUUCAAAAAACCCCCCCAAAAACAAACAAACAAACAAAAACUUGAACCCCCCCCCUAAGUUUUGAAAUUGUUGAAAA